GGCUCGUGGCCUCCACUUCCGGGUGCUCUGGGGCCAGAGCAGGGAGGGACGGGGUGGCAGGUGAAGGGUCAGCCCUGGGGCUCCCUGGCUGUGGCAGUGGCGGGUCAGUGCCCGGGAGCCGCCUUGCGGCCCGCUGUGAGCCGGGCCGGGCCGGCAGGUCCGCGGGGCAGCCAGCGUGGUGGAACACGAGGCAGCGCCAGGAGCAAGAGGUGAUGCCGGAGGCCCGGCGGGAGGAGAGCUGCAGAGGGCGCCAUGUUUUGGAAGUUUGACCUGCACACAAGCUCACACAUCGACACGCUGCUGGAGCGGGAGGGCCUGAGCCUGCCCGAGCUGCUGGAUGAGGAGGACGUGCUGCAGGAGUGCAAAGUCGUCAACCGCAAGCUGCUGGACUUCCUGCUGCAGCCACCCCAUCUGCAGGCCAUGGUGGCCUGGGUCACCCAGGAGCCCCCCGCCAGCGGCGAGGAGCGGCUGCGCUACAAGUACCCCAGUGUGGCGUGUGAGAUCCUGACGUCGGACGUGCCCCAAAUCAACGACGCCCUGGGCGCGGAUGAGGCCCUCCUGAACCGGCUCUACGGCUUUCUGCGUGGCAGUGGCAGCCUCAACCCGCUGCUUGCCAGCUUCUUCAGCAAGGUCAUGGGCAUCCUCAUCAACCGCAAGACGGACCAGCUGGUGUCCUUCCUGCGCAAGAAGGAUGACUUUGUGGACCUGCUGCUGCAGCACCUGGGCACCUCGGCCAUCAUGGACCUGCUGCUGCGGCUCCUCACCUGCGUGGAGCGGCCACAGCUGAGGCAGGACGUUGUCAGCUGGCUCAAUGAGGAGAAGAUCAUCCAGCGCCUCAUCGAGCUCAUCCACCCCUCCAAAGACGACAGCCAACACUCCAACGCGGCCCAGUCCCUGUGUGACAUCAUCCGCCUGAGCCGGGAGCAGAUGGUCCAGGUCCAGGACAGUCCCGAGCCUGACCAGCUGCUGGCCACACUGGAGAAGCAGGAGACGAUCGAGCAGCUCCUGAGCAACAUGUUUGAAGGAGAGCAGAACCCGUCCGUCAUCAUCAAUGGGAUCCAGGUGCUGCUGACUCUGCUGGAGCCCCGAAGGCCCAGGCCCGACUCUGUGACCAUGAACAACUUCUUCUGCAGUGUGGACGGGCAGCUGGAGCUCCUGGCCCAGGGCACCCUGGACAGCGCUGUGGCCACCUUGGGCACCCUGCAGGCCCUGCGGCCACGGCUCAGCUACUUCCACCAGCUCCUGCUGCAGCCGCCACCGCUGGAGCCACUGCAGACCACGUGGGGCCACCUGACCCCACCCCUGGGGAACACGCGGCUGCAUGUGGUCAAGCUGCUGGCCAGUGCCCUGAGUGCCGGCGACUCGGCCCUGACACAGGAGCUGCUGGCACUGGACGUGCCCAACACCGUGCUGGACCUCUUCUUCCACUACGUCUUCAAUAAUUUCCUGCACACACAAGUGGAGAUGUUCGUGAGCGCCAUGUUGAGCACAGGGCCCCCACCUGACAGCAGCCCCGAGACUCCGGUCCCCAACCCUGCUGUCAAACAUCUGCUGCAGCAGUGCCGCCUGGUGGAGCGGAUCCUGGUGUCGUGGGAGGAGAACGAUCGAGUGCAGUCUGAGGGCGGCCAGCGGAAAGGCUACAUGGGCCACCUGACGCGGAUCGCCAAUACCCUGGUGCAGAGCACGGAGAAGGGGCCCAGCGCUGAGCAACUGGGGCAGCUGCUGAAGGAGCUACCGGGCGAGCAGCAGGAGCGCUGGGAGGCCUUCGUGUCAGGACCCCUGGCCGAGACCAACAAGAAGAACACGGUGGACCUGGUGAACACCCACCACCUGCACUCCUCUAGUGACGACGAGGACGACCGGCUGAAAGAGUUCCACUUCCCCGAGGAGGCCGUGCUGCAGCAGGCCUUCAUGGAUUUCCAGAUGCAGCGCAUGACCUCAGCCUUCAUCGACCACUUCGGGUUCAACGACGAGGAGUUUGGGGAGCAGGAGGAGAGCGUGAAUGCGCCUUUUGACAAGACAGCCAACAUCACGUUCUCCCUCAAUGCUGACGACGAGAACCCCAACUCCAACCUGCUCGAGAUCUGCUACAAGGACCGGAUCCAGCAGUUCGAUGACGAGGAGGAGGAGGAAGAUGAAGAAGGCCAAGGUUCUGGGGAAUCGGAUGGAGAGGAUGGCACCUGGCAGAACCGCCAGCUGGGGAGGGGUCCGCGCCUGGGCCAACCCCAGAGUGUCCGGAGUGGAGGCAGCACAGACAGUGAGGAGGAGGAAGAAGAGGAGGAGGAGGGGGAGGAGGACGAGGAGGACGGCGAGCGCCACGUGGCCAGGGGAGGGGCCGCCUUGUUCACCAGCCCCGGCCCUCAGGGCCCCAGCUGGACAGCCACCUUCGACUCAGUGCCUACAGGAACCGCAGCAGACCCCCAAGUCUCUGAGAAAGAGGGGCCAAGCCCUGGGCCCCCAGCCCCCCAGGGGCCUCGCAGUCUCCCCCAGGGCCUCCCCUCUCAGAACCUGGCCGCCCUUCCGGCCAGCAGUGCCCUGCAGGUCAGGUCUAAGGACCCUGCGCCCCCCUCAGCACCUCAGGAAGCCACAGGCAGCGGCCGUGUAGCGGAGCCCUCAGCCCCCUGCCAGGCCUUAGUCAGCAUUGGGGACCUCCAGGCCACCCUCAACGGGAUGCAGUCCGCCUCCAGCUCCUCGGACAGUGCUCCCGGAGACCCCUCUACCUCUGUCCCAGCCUCCGGGGCCCCCCAGCUUCCCCUGACCACUGUGGGGGAAAAGAGCCCAGAGACACUGGGGCUUCCCCCAAGCCAGAGUGCCCAGGCCCUGGAGCCGCCGCCUCCGAUGCCCAAUGGCUCUGCCCCGGGCGCCCAGUGAGUGUGGGCUGCGGCCCAGGGGGCCCCACAGGGCAGGAGGGCACCCUCCCACUGCUCACCUGCCCUCCUCUGGUCUCGUCCCCAGGUAGCUGCCUGGGCCCGGUGGCGCUGGUGGCCAAAUCAUCCAGCCUCCCAGUGGACUCUGCCCAGGGUCCCAGGGUGGCCCCACUUUCCCCAUCAACCCCUUAUGCCACCCCCUCCUCUCCCACAUCCUCUCUUCUGACUCCCAGGAGCCUGGUGCCAGGGAGAGACAGGCCCCCGCCCCCACCCCCACCCCCAUUUGCACUGAAAAAAGGAAUUAUGGAGCUUUGCCUCCUGGAAUAAAGCUAUAAGAGAGUCAAUCAGAGAGGAGAGAGGGACCUAUGCUAUAUAUUAUAUAUAUAUAUAUAUUGUGGGAGGAAGGGCAGUUGGCGUGGGAGAGAAGCAGCAAGAACAGCAGUGCUGGGGCUGGGGGCACGGGGCCGAGGCGCAGCCGGAGCCGCCACCAGUGGUUGGCCUCGUCCCCCUGCCUGUCCUGGGUCUGGAAAGCGAGCCGGCAGCCCCCCGCACUCACACUUGGCCUUUAGCUCAGGUCUCUUGGGGGAGGAGUUGGUGGGGGCAGAGGGGCCCGAGGGGCAGUGCCUUUGCCCCCACCCCCUCACCCCCCGAACCCUGCACUUUCACCCAGGCUGGGAGCUGAAGGGCCCCCGCCUGCCCCAGCUCUGCCGGGGAGUGGGGCUGGACGUCCCUGUAAGUAGGGACCCCCCUGUGACAUUCCUGUGGGGCCUGGACACGCCCACACCCACACUUCCCUCCCCCUCUGCAUCUCUCACAGACCCCGGGUGGGGGUCUGGCUGGGUCCCCCUGACCAUCCUGAGUGUCUGGGGCUCCAGCCCUGGCUGCCAAGUGGCCUUGUCCCCAGCUCCUUCUCCCCAAGCUGGCGUGAGUGUGAGCGUGUGUUCGUGCCGAGCUUUUAUUUCAUAUUGCAAAUAUAAAUAAAGGAAAACAAUUUAAGUUU
Molecule: messenger RNA, 3867 nt
Organism: Choloepus didactylus (southern two-toed sloth)
Lineage: Eukaryota; Metazoa; Chordata; Mammalia; Pilosa; Megalonychidae
Gene: PPP6R1
Product: protein phosphatase 6 regulatory subunit 1
Exons: 23
Coding region: 253-2871 (872 amino acids)
Cellular component (GO): cytosol; nucleus
Molecular function (GO): protein phosphatase regulator activity; protein phosphatase binding
Source: RefSeq, a predicted model, not a curated record